This is a messenger RNA of Jaculus jaculus (lesser Egyptian jerboa), 766 nucleotides long. RefSeq names its product mitochondrial inner membrane protein MPV17 (gene Mpv17). Gene Ontology annotation, cellular component: cytoplasm; membrane. Bases 70 to 600 code for a protein of 176 amino acids. Lineage: Eukaryota; Metazoa; Chordata; Mammalia; Rodentia; Dipodidae. The transcript has 8 exons. The record is from RefSeq and is a predicted model, not a curated record.
UGCGCCUCGGUGAGUAGUUCCUCGGUCACCGCUGCGCUGAUCGCCGUGAGCGCCCGCAACGCAGGAGGCAUGGUACUCUGGCGGGCAUAUCAGAGGGCCCUGGCUGCCCAUCCGUGGAAAGUCCAGGUCCUGACCGCUGGGUCCCUGAUGGGCCUAGGUGACAUUAUCUCACAGCAGCUGGUGGAGAGGCGGGGUCUCCGGGAACACCAGACAGGCCGGACCCUGAUCAUGAUAUCCCUGGGCUGUGGCUUUGUGGGCCCUGUAGUAGGAGGCUGGUACAAGGUUUUGGACCGAAUCAUCCCUGGCACCACCAAGGUAGAUGCGCUAAAGAAGAUGUUGUUAGAUCAAGGAGCUUUUGCGCCAUGUUUUCUAGGCUGCUUUCUCCCACUGGUAGGGACGCUCAGUGGAUUGUCAGCCCAGGACAAUUGGGCCAAACUACAGAGGGACUAUCCUGAUGCCCUUAUCACCAACUACUAUCUCUGGCCUGCUGUGCAGUUAGCCAACUUCUACCUAGUCCCCCUGCAUUACAGGUUGGCUGUUGUCCAGUGUGUUGCUGUUGUCUGGAACUCUUACCUAUCCUGGAAGGCACAUCAGCCCUAAGCCUGCCUUACUCCACUGACUUCAUCUUACAAUGAUGAACCCUGGAAUGGUCAGACAACCUCCUCAAAGUGGGCACAUUGGUUUCCUUGCUGGUCAGAGCUUAAUGAGAUUAACACUCUGAAAUAACACAUUCCAUUUCUAAAAUGUAAACUGCUUUUGAAAUCAC